Messenger RNA from Sinocyclocheilus grahami, 866 nucleotides. RefSeq names its product pleckstrin homology domain-containing family J member 1-like. Gene Ontology annotation, cellular component: recycling endosome; early endosome; trans-Golgi network. The record is from RefSeq and is a predicted model, not a curated record. The transcript has 6 exons. The coding region runs from base 1 to 417 and encodes 138 amino acids. Gene Ontology annotation, biological process: retrograde transport, endosome to Golgi; receptor recycling; endosome organization. Lineage: Eukaryota; Metazoa; Chordata; Actinopteri; Cypriniformes; Cyprinidae.
AUGUGCGCUAAAAGUUUGACUUCUAUUUCUCCUGUAUUUCCCACAACAGUUGUGAAGAGGCGUGUAGUGAAGCUGAUCGUUAAUUUCCUGUUUUACUUUCGGACCGACGAGGACGAGCCCAUCGGCGCUCUGCUGCUGGAACAGUGUCGCGUGGAGAGAGAAGACGAUCAGGUUUUCUCCAUCGUAUUUCUGGACGAGGCCGAGAGGAAGUAUCUGUUCGAAUGCGAUUCUCAGGAACAGUGUGUCGAGUGGAUCGAUGCCGUCGUUAAAGCCAGUUAUGAAUUCAUGCGCAAGAACCUGAUCUACUAUCGCACAGAAAUCCAUCGGCUGACCGGAAAGGACCCGCUGGAGCAGUAUGGGAUAUCAGACGAAACACGCUUUCAGGUCAACAGUGGUCUGCCUCCUGCGGCCACAUAAACGCACGCAGUCGUCCGCUUUCUCUGCUGUCUGGGCUUUUUGCUUGUUUUUUCAGGUUUUUCCUUCUUUUACGGUCUGCCAGUAUGCAUCACUGUACAUUCUGACCUCGGUCAUCUUUUAUUUUAUUGUUUUUGUGAGUUAUGGGGGAAAUGCAUAAUAUUACUGUAAUGAAUGUCUGCGGAGUUUGAGCCAAAUGCAAUUAAAGUUUCUUCCCAAAAUCAAGGUCAUUGUUAAUGAGGACAAACUGAACUGGGUCGCCUUUUAAAAACUGAUUCCGGCACCUUUAUUGCCUUUUAUAACUGUGCUGUUAAAGUUUAUGCAUUAUAGUUUCACCCAAAGUGCAUCCAGCUUUUAUCGAAAGCAUUAAAGCCUUCCAGUGAAUCAGACCGGAGCGUUUUUACAGUUUCUGUAAAACAUUUGAGCUGCUUUGAUUUUUCUUUCUUAUUUCA